Molecule: messenger RNA, 927 nt
Organism: Aureobasidium musti
Lineage: Eukaryota; Fungi; Ascomycota; Dothideomycetes; Dothideales; Saccotheciaceae
Source: the annotation of a GenBank genome assembly
AUGUUCCCACAACCAGACGCAGAAACGCUAGCACGGAACCCGCAAUUCGCAUUGUUAUGGAAAGACCUGACAACAAACAAAAUAACCAGAGAUGGAGUUUCUAAGACUGUUGCUCUGGACAAAGAGACAGUAAAAACAAGAGAAAUACUCAAGACCAAACAGAUCGAAUUGGCGAAAAGGAGGUACUCAAGGGAUGCGGUGAGGGCUGUUGCUUUUGGAGAGGCAGAGGGUGGGUUAGUUGGUGAGUUGAGAGAAACGGCACAGAUUGUUUCUGCACAAUUGGACGGUAAAUUGGAUCCCCAAGACAAGGAUAUUGUCCAAGUCGAGGUCGAGGAGUUCAUGGCCAAUAUCGAAACCGUGAGAGCGGCAGUGGAGACACACAUGGAGCAGAACGUUAUGCUACUUUGUCAAAUACUAGAACAACAGCACGCAGACCCUUCAAAAUUGCCAGCACAAGUCCAGGCUCUCCAGACAGAUGUGGAAGAAGCGAAAUGGCAGCUUGGCGUCAAACGCAUUGAGCUGGCUAGCACAUUGACCCAACUUCUCAAGACAAAUGCUCAACUAUUGCAGACAGCAAUCCGGAUAUUGGAGCAGGUAAUGCAUGGCAGUGUAGGACGACACACUCGAGCGCGAGCCGAACACCUUGCAACAGUCGCACAAGGACUUGAGAAGCGAUUGCUGGUAGCAAGGAAGACGGUGGCCGGUCAAGUCUACGAUGGAAGAGCCGAAGAGCAACUCGUACGCAAAAAGGAAGAGUUGGAUGCUCGGAGCGCGGGACUGCGCAGGAGACUUAGGGAUCGCGAGCAGUGGCUGGAGCGACUUGAAGGAGUUUCGGGACUGAGAGAGGCAGUCGAGGAGAUAUCAAGGGUGCGGAGCGAAAUCUCUAGGGUGAGAGAGGAGGUCGGACGAUUGGAACGAGGUGGAUAG